Messenger RNA from Scomber scombrus (Atlantic mackerel), 7757 nucleotides. Its product is annotated as kinesin-like protein KIF1C. The record is from RefSeq and is a predicted model, not a curated record. Lineage: Eukaryota; Metazoa; Chordata; Actinopteri; Scombriformes; Scombridae. The transcript has 28 exons. Gene Ontology annotation, biological process: microtubule-based movement. The coding region runs from base 576 to 4388 and encodes 1270 amino acids. Gene Ontology annotation, molecular function: ATP binding; microtubule motor activity; microtubule binding.
GCGGCCAGGCCACCGGCCAGCCUCUCUGCUCUCUGCCCCCCCUCUCUUCUCUUUCCUUUCUUUAAACUACAUUUUCCUUUAGACGGUUCCGUUAACACCCGGUUCCCCGUUAACCUCCCCCCAGGCAGCAGCGGGGGAAGCGUCCACCGGGCCGGACAACCGCAGGAUUACCGAGCUUUUGCCGUGAUUCACCGGCCUGCCCGCAGCGGGCCGCAACUUUGUUUCAUUUUGUAACUUUUUUUCUCCGCCGGUUACAUUUACCGGACGGUGACGUCACCCCCCGAAAAGUUGUGGAGCAGCAGCCACCGCCGUUACACACGAGGAAACCGCCGUUAGUGCGUGUUUUAACUUUUCCUUAACGUGUGUGUGUGUGUGUGUGUGCGCGUGUGUGAGACAGCAGCGCCCCCACCCAAAUCUGUGUGUCCCGGUACCGACAGGCCCCUCACCGGAGCACCGGCCUCUCUGCCCGGUGGUUGUUUGUCUGUUUGUUUGUUCUGAUGGGCAGCGUGUGAACGGACCAGCGCGUGGACUUCACGAGACUCACGGGUUUCCUCUGGUCAGGUAAAGGUUGAGAGAUGGCGGGCGCGUCGGUGAAGGUAGCGGUGCGAGUUCGCCCGUUCAACACCCGAGAGACGGGACGCAACGCCAAGUGUGUGAUCCAGAUGCAGGGAAACACAACCUGUAUCUCCAACCCCAAACAGCCCAAAGAUGGAGCCAAGAACUUCACAUUCGAUUAUUCCUACUGGUCACACACAACGCCUGAGGACUCCAGCUUUGCGUGUCAGAGGCAGGUGUAUAAAGACAUCGGAGAGGAGAUGCUGCUGCACGCGUUCGAAGGAUACAACGUGUGCAUCUUUGCGUACGGUCAGACGGGGGCAGGAAAGAGCUACACGAUGAUGGGCAAACAGGAGCCUGGACAGGAAGGGAUCAUACCACAGCUGUGCGAGGACUUGUUUCAGAGAACAGGAGAAAACAAUGAUCCUGACCUCACCUACUCUGUGGAGGUGUCCUACAUGGAGAUCUACUGCGAGCGGGUUCGGGAUCUGUUGAACCCGAGUGCACACGGGACUCUGCGGGUUCGGGAGCAUCCCAUCCUGGGGCCAUAUGUGGAGGAUCUGUCCAAACUGGCUGUGACCGGAUUCUCUGACAUCCGGGACCUGAUGGACGCCGGCAACAAAGCUCGGACGGUUGCUGCCACAAACAUGAAUGAAACAUCAUCCAGGUCGCACGCCGUCUUCACUAUCGUCUUCACCCAAAAACGACGAGACCAGAUGACGAGUCUGGACACUGAAAAGGUCAGUAAGAUCAGUCUGGUGGAUCUGGCUGGAAGCGAGCGAGCCGACUCCUCCGGGGCGAAAGGCACCCGUCUAAAGGAAGGAGCGAACAUCAACAAAUCUCUGACCACACUGGGGAAGGUUAUAUCAGCUCUGGCAGAGAUGCAGAGCAGCAAGAAGAGGAAAAGUGAUUUCAUUCCUUACAGAGACUCAGUUCUGACGUGGCUACUGAAGGAGAACCUGGGAGGAAACUCUCGAACAGCCAUGAUUGCUGCUCUCAGUCCUGCUGACAUCAACUAUGAAGAAACACUGAGCACUCUAAGGUAUGCUGACCGUGCCAAACAGAUCCGUUGUAACGCUGUGAUCAAUGAAGAUCCAAACGCCAAACUGAUCAGAGAGCUGAAAGGAGAAGUGGAACGACUGAGAAACCUGCUGUUCUCACAGGGCCUGCAGGAGCUGCUGGACAACGCCAUGAACACCAACGGGACCGUCGGUGCUGUUGCAGGUGUGUCGUCUCCACUGGCAAUCACAGCCAAUGGCGACUCAUCUGAGAAUGGCUCCGCCUCUCCAGGUGAUCAUCUAGGAGCUGAUCUGCCGUCUGCAGACGACACAUCUGCUGACUCAAAUCACACAUUGGAGGAUGGAGAGGAAGGAGAGGAAGGAGAGGAGGGCGUCGCCACGGAGCCCAUCAGUAAAGAGGAAGCAGCUGAGAGACUGAUGGAGACGGAAAAGAUCAUCGCUGAACUAAACGAGACUUGGGAAGAAAAACUAAGAAAGACAGAAUCUAUUCGUCUGGAGAGAGAGGCCCUGCUGGCAGAGAUGGGCGUGUCCAUUAAAGAAGAUGGAGGAACGCUGGGUGUCUUUUCUCCCAAAGGAACGCCUCACCUGGUCAACCUGAAUGAGGACCCUCUGAUGUCAGAGUGUCUCCUCUAUUACAUCAAGGAGGGAUUCACCAGGGUUGGACAGCAGGAUGUGGACAUUAAGCUGUCCGGUCACUUCAUAAAAGAGAUUCACUGUGUGUUCGUCAGUGAGACCAAUGACCAGGGAGAGGUGAUCGUCACUCUGGAGCCGUUGGUCGGAGCUGAAACGUACGUCAACGGGAAACAGAUCGAUGAGGCCGUCAUCCUAAGACAAGGUCACCGUAUCGUGAUGGGAAAGAACCACGUAUUCAGGUUCAACCACCCGGAGCAGGCUCGGCUGGAGAGGGAGCGCAGCGUGACGGCAGAGCAGCUGGGGGAGCCGGAGGACUGGAACUAUGCUCAGAGAGAGCUGCUGGAGAAACAAGGCAUCGACAUCAAACUGGAGAUGGAGAAAAGACUGCAGGACAUGGAGAUUCAGUACCGUAAAGAGAAGGAGGAGGCAGAUCUGCUGCUGGAGCAACACAGACUGUAUGCAGACAGUGACAGCGGCGAUGAUUCAGAUAAACGUUCCUGUGAGGAGAGCUGGAGGCUGAUCUCAUCUCUGAGAGAGAAACUACCUGCCAACAAGGUGCAGUCUAUAGUGAAGCGCUGUGGUCUGCCCAGCAGUGGGAAGAGGAGGGAGCCUCUGAGAGUCUAUCAGAUCCCUCAGAGGAGGAGGAUCAGCAAAGAUCCUAAACGGGUCACCAUGGAGGAUCUCCGCAUGCAGGCGGUCAAAGAGAUCUGCUACGAGGUCGCUCUGGGAGACUUCCGUCACUCCCGUCAGGAGAUUGAAGCGCUGUCCAUCGUCAAGAUGAAGGAACUCUGCCGCAUGUACGCCAAGAAAGACGUGAACGAGAAGGACAGCUGGAAGGCUGUGGCCCAGGACGUCUGCGACACCGUGGGCAUCGGAGAGGAGAGGAGCCCCCCUGCUGAGGAGGGAGGAGGAGAGGCGGUGGAGGGAGGGGGACAGAAAGUAAAGGUGUAUGACCUGAAGGCUCACAUCGACAAACUGACGGAUAUUUUGCAGGAGGUGAAGCUGCAGAAUAACAUGAAGGACGAAGAGAUCAAAGCUCUGCGAGACAGAAUGAUCAAGAUGGAGAGCAUCAUACCUGUUCAGGACGACGACAUGAAUGGUGAUGACGGAGGGGACGGGACUCCUGAGAAUGAUGGGGACGAAGCCGGUGACGGCAGUGUCCCCAAAGUACCGGAGGUCAGAGUUCAGCGGCUGAUGGAUGAAGACCCGGCGUUCAGGAGAGGACGCCUCCGCUGGCUGAAACAGGAACAGCAACGAAUCCUGAACCUGCAGCAGCAGAACAUCACCAAGAAGCUCCGAGGACUGAACCAGAACCAGGCUGCAGGUCAGACGGCCCCCAUUGUUCCUGUUCAUCUUCCUGGGACCGGCCGCUUCAUCCCUCCCCAGGAGUGCAAGCUCAAGUUCCCCUUCAAGAGUAACCCCGCCCACCGGUUGUCAUGGGGACCAGCCAGCGCUGCCCUGCAGGCUCUGGGUCUUGGAGGAAUGGAGGGGGGGGAAUGGAAGGAGGAUGGGGGAGACAGAGGAGUGGAGGGUAAAAGCUCUCCUUCACCACCACCUCCUCCUCUUCAGGGUCAUCCUCCUGCUCUCUUGCCCUUCCCCUUCCAGCCUCCGCCUCCUCGCAUGCGCACCCCCAGCCCUCAUCGCGCCUGGCAACAGCGUAACCAGGGCAACCAAGGCGGCUACCACUACCAGCAUCCGGGCGGCAACCAAAACCAACAGCGGCGCUACCGCCGCAACUCUCUGGACAGUUCCCCCCACAACAACAGUAACUACGACAACGACCAGCAACAUGGCGGUGGUCACCAGGGGCGACCGAGACAGAGGAGGAGGAUGUCGCCCGGGCCAGGGGAGGAGAGAGGAGGAGGAGGAGGAAGAGGUGGAGGUGGGGGAGGAGGAGGGAGGGACAGAGAGAGAGACAGAGAUGGAAGCUUCCACUAUAAUCAACGUCAGCCCCAUCAGUUCCACCACCAUCCCUACUUCAACCCCCACAAUGCACCAUUCCAGCCAGGACCUUACCCCAACUACCACAGCCUGCCGCGCUCUGGGGGCCCGCCCCCUCCCGCCGACAUGAUGAUGGGUGUGGGGCCGCCGCAGGGUGGGUGGGGCUUCACCACCCCACCACGGAUGAGACGGCAGUUCAGCGCGCCAGACCUCAAAAACAACAAGGAAACCCCGAUCUGACCUUUGACCUCUGAAACCCUGGACUGUGACCUCGGGCCUCAGUCACACAGAGUUCUGAUUGGCUGGAGGACACAGGGCGGUCCCAGAUGCUGUAGAGAAUAGGCUGUGUGUGUGUGUGUGUGUGUGUUUCAGCACUUUUGCUUCAUGCACAACCAGAAGAGUGACACACACCUGUAUCCCCAGUCCUGCUGUGUGUGUGUGUGUGUGUUUGUGUGUCGGCUUGCUCAUAGCCUUUUACGUUAGCUUGAAUUAGCUGUUGUGUAACCAUAGCAACACUGUUUUAGGAAACUGUCAAACAGGAUGGAAGAUUAUUGAUCUGGUUCUGAUCAGUUGUUAGCUCCUGAGGCUAGCCGCUGUUAGCAGAAUGAAUUUUUGUGAUUGUUUUUUUUUUAUUCAAAGGUGAAGUACGCGGGUUUGAUGGGUGUUUGUAUGUAAAUGGAUUUUUAGCUGCUGUUAGCCCAGGAAGCUAACUAGCCUGCUUCAGCAUAAGAGGUCUGUGUUAGCUCAGGCUACUUAGCUCAGCAGUGCUACAGAACAGGGGAAGUAUUAGCCUAGCUUAGCAUAGCCUAAUGAAGGCAGCAUUCACGUUGUAUGGGAGAGACAGUUCGUAAAAAAUGUAUCCCUCAAAAUGUAUAUAUUUAUUUUAAUGAGACUGUUAGCAGCUUAAAAACUUAUGACUUAUUCUUCACCAGCAGGGGGCACUAAAGCAUUACUAAAAACCUCCUUCAGCAAAUAUGUCUGUUUAAGAAUAUUAAUUAUGAUGGGAAAACACACAUUUUUCAAAUCUUUAACUAAUUUAAUAAGAAAUUAAAUGAUUAACAGAGAUUUAUGGAUUAAAGUUCACAGCUCAUAUUGUACAACUACAACGAGGAGUCUGAUUAGGCAGCUAGUUUUUAAAAAUCAUAACUGUUUUAGUAGUUUGUCUACAGUAUAAAUGUCAAAUAUUUGUGUGUCAUACGAUGUCAGUCGACAAAAUGAUGUCAGUUUCCAACCAUUAUUUGACAUUUUAUAGUUAUCAAUCAAUGAUGAAACCCCCCUGAAAGUCUGUUGGGAGCGUUGUUGUCGUAGUAACCGUCUUUCCCAUACCACUUGAAUGCUGCGUUGCUGAAACCAAAGAAAGCUGCUCUGCAGCGCCUCCUGCUGGAGAGCAGAGAGCUGACAGACACACUGCUGGACAGACAGACAGGAAGUGAAGAGUAGGAAGAAGAAGACGAGACGGUUGACGUGCUUUACUUGAGAUGGUCGAGCAUGUGGAACUGAGUUUCAUCUUUUUAAAGCGUUGUGUGUAUAUUUGAAGUGUUUUUUGUCUUGAUGUUUAUAUGAAGAUGAAUCUAUUUUAAAAAAGCAGAUGUAUGAAAUAUGUUCAACGUCUCUGGCAAUCGUGCGAAAUGUAGUAAGUGAUACAUGAUGCGAUGUCUCAUGGGAGAUGUAGGAAUACUGACAAAGACUAUUUUAAACCAACGGGAGAUGUACAAAUGCUGAAAUGUGAUGGAUUGUGGAAUAUGUAGGGCUUUAAGUGAGCAAGGAACUCUGGGAAAUGUAGUGUGAGAGGGAGUCAGGUUCUGGAUGAGAGAUGGCAAAGAAGAUGAAUGCGUUAGAGAGAAAUCUGAGAUAUGAUAAGCUUAGUUAUUGAAGUAGUAACGGACACUACAAAUGAAAGGUUUAAAUUUCCUCCAGUGAGGAUCUGACACUACGACACAAACGUCCACAAAUGUUGUGACAAGAAGGAACAAAUCGAGAUAUUUAGGGGUUGAUGCUGCUUUCUAGAGAUGCCGGAAGUUGGAAAUUGUGCCUUUUAAAAAAACAUUUUUUUACCAGAAAUAAUAAAGUGAACAUUUUCCAUCACUUUAAAUUCUUCUCACUCAGACAAAAAAAACAGUAAAGAGAAAUAUUGUUUGUCUUGUUGCUAGCUUUACGCUGCUAGUAAGUUCCGCCGCCAUCGUCCUAAAGGUUUAUUUGAGAAAGUUUGAAGCUCAAAUUGAAACCUUUCCAAUUUGCAUGGACACAACAAAAGCUGCGACAAUUAGUCCAUUAAUAAUCUGAAAGGAAAUUAAUCUGAAAUGAAUCGUUUAUCAAGCAACUAUGUUGAAAUCUUGACAGUUGUUGCUUCUGAAACUGAAUUGGCUGCUUUUCCUUUUCUUAUAGUGAUAUAUGUACGUAAUAUCGUUGGGAUUUGUGAAGUUAAACGUGACGUCACAUUCACAUAUAAGAAGCUGGAAUCUGAGAAUUUGGACAUUUUCUUCUUUAAAAAAAGUCCCGAAAUCAUGAACCAGUUAUCACGAUAGUUUCCAUUUAUUGGGCUGAUGCUGCUCUUCACCUCAGUCUGUGACGUCUUUCUGCAUCAAAGCUUCGAACUGUCUGAACAUCUUCUGAGAUCCUUAUGUGCAAAACAGAAAGUUGGGAUGAAAACUGACCUGCCACAAGUUUCCAAAUUCCUGCGUCGACCUGAACGCAGCAUCAGAUUUUAACAUCUGAAACCCCGCCUGCACAGAGCAAAGCAUUGUGGGAGAUGACGAGUGGAGCGUUAGCGCUCCGUGACUGAAAGACCUUUUCUUAAAAGGUAGAACCAACCAAUGGGAGCGCUCCCUCCGGCCGCUCGCCCGGUCAGGGAGGGAGUUACCAUGACGAUGAUGACAAAAACAAGGAAAAUGAUUGUGAUUGGCCCGAGAGGCUCUCGACCAAUCACAGGACAAUCUUGAUAACCUGCUGCCACCGCCAGGCCUGAUGGGAAAUGAUGUUUCCUUUCUGUUUUUAAUUUUUCUGACUUUUUUUUAUUUUAUUUUUGUAUUUCCAGCUUGGCCCUCUGAUAGGCUGUUUUUUUUCCUUUUCUUCCUGUUUGAGUAUUUUAACCCCGCCUACAUGUUUGACCUUUGCUUUGUGACGUCAUCACGCCAUCAUCACUACUAUUAUAAUUACUAUAAAAGUUAUACGUGUCAUUAAUAUUGGGUUCUUUUGGAUGCUGCUAAAGGGAACUUUUUCACCCUCAUGCAACCGCCUGAGCGUGUGUGAAUGUGUGUGCGAGCGAGCAUAUGCGUUUGUUUUUGGGUUAAUUUAGAAUCAUAAUCUGAACUUUGUUUCACUUUAUAAAACUGAUUUUAUUGUUUUUUUUCUUUUAAUCGUCUGUUUAGUUUCGUCCCUUUAAAUUCUUGAACCCUCCUCACAGACUGGCCCCGCCCCCUUCCCCCCCAGAAUCUGUGACAUCAUCACAGCAUGAAGUCAGGACUGUUGAGCUGAGGCGGACGUGAUGACAUCAUGAUUCAGCCCAGCUCCUAUUGGCUCAGUAGUAGUUGUGUCUGUUGUUUUUCGUUGUAUCAGGAACCAAUCUCAGGCUGUACCUGCAAUAAACUGUCAGUAAGAAUAAAAACUAAA